AUGAGGAUAAGUAUCGAAUUCUCUUUGUCUGACCGGGAGGUGGUAUUAGAGGUGCCGUGGAAGGGGAAAGCUUGGGGUCAAGCAUCACUGAAAAAUGAGGGGAAAGCAAUAUUUUUCUUUUCGCUUAAUUUACACUACGAAGAACGACAGAACAAGGGCUUCUACGCAUGGCCUGUUCACGGCGUGGUUCUACCUGGGGAUAUUAAAAUAUUGCAUUUUGGGUUCCACGCUAGCAACGAAAGGGGGCUCCAAUACUGUGACUGGCAAUUAGACAUAUAUUCGAGUGACGAAGGCCCCGAUCCAGCUCAGUUCACUUCAGUAGGUACGCCAGAUGAGAAAUUUACGACAAUCAUCUCCACGGUUGCCGCUGUUGCACCUUGUGUCCGCCCGAUAGAACGACUAUGGAACCAGAAUCAUUUAGCCCUCAAAUGUCAAUCAAUUCGAGCAGCAGAAUACAUAUUGCACCUACUCGUGAAGGAGGUAGUUAGGUGUGCUCUCAAGCAGGAAGAACGCCUUCCACUUACUGCUUUCUCCAAAUUUAUGGUGUUAAAGUUUGUUAAUCAUCACAAGUGUUCCAGCACUGCGCAUGGAUCUGAUGCCUACUUCUCGCUACAUGUGCUUGCUGUACUUGCCUUUGCUGCAGGUUUGCGCUUCCCUUUUUCCGGGAAAGGCUUUUUCGGUCUGCGAGAUCAGCAACUCAGCCUCGUGCCAUCUCCGCCAUUCGUGCAUUCAUCUGCAUCGCUGCACAAUGGGCUGAACGCACUUCAGCUGACAAAAGCUCAGCAGCUCGAACUGUUGCACUUUCAUUUUAAUACAGCGUCGGAUGGGUUCUCGAAGGAACUGCUUCCAGAAGGAAAAGAGACCGAAGCGCACAUACCUACAGAGAGUAAAGCUAACUCAAAAGCGGACACACAAAAUUGGGAUGUUGCUGCAUCAAAGGCAGGCAUCAGCGCUUUCGCAGUGCAGCUCCGGCAGCAGGAGCCCUUGGUGCAUUCUUCACAACAGCCUCUGCAGCGGCAGGAGUACUCGUGGAUUCUUCAGCAGUCCUUUUACCAAUGCAAUAACGCCUCCCUUUAUUGCGAAGAGGAAGAGAAAGUGCAGGAGCUAGCAGCGCUGUUUUCACAAACGCCCCUAUACAAAGCACUGAGCACCGCCCUUGAUGCAUUCCCGAUUGCAUUGUCGCAGGCGCUAGAUCUUGCUGGUAUCGUAGGAACCGAAGGUGUUAAUAUCGUACUUGCGGCUGCAGAUGAAAAGAGACCGCAGAGUGGGCGGGUUUUAAAGCGUUCAAUAAAUCGAGGAAGGCACGACAGUAGAACAUCAGACGACGGGAACACAAAUUCAGCAACAGCACUAGCAGCAGCAGCUGUCACCGCAGUCACUCCUGUUUCUGGAAGAAGCGUUCGAACACAAAACGACCUUCAUACAGCUCAACAGAUUGCAGAGCGAUUGUUACAGUGGCUCCUAAGCGAUAUUUUUGCCACGGUUGAACCCCAGCUGGCUCUGCACGCAGCAGCAAAGACUACUGCAAUCGGAGGUGUCGUUGCUGAGACAGCAAGGCUUCAGCAUAGGCGACAUCCCCACUGGAAAGCACUUCAUCAGCUCCUUCAGCGAAUUCCACUUACGGUUUUAUUAGACCCACGCGUUACCCACAUGGCCGAAUACCUCUAUAAGAAGCAGGCAAUUACCGUCAGAAACUGUCAGAUGGUCGUUGUCUUGUUUGACGGAAAAACUAUGGAAGAGUUGAUUCUUUUGCUGCAACAGAGGCCAACAGCUGGACAAAGACUCUGGAUGCAAGAGUUGCUGCAGGAGCGCCUACGCUUCCUUGGACGAUUGCUACUGGAUACAAAGAGGGGCGCCUUGUUGUGUCUGGAGAUAUCUCCACAGUUCCAGGAACACUUUGAACUUCAACAGCCUCUCCUAUUGCAAAAGCUAACAGAAGAGCUGGUUACAGGAUAUGUUCUCCCAAUAAUUCUGGCUGGGAAUCAACAGCAGCAUCUGUUGUCUAUUGUCUGUCUCAACACCACAGAAGAGCUGGGCUGCUUGGUAGAUGAAGCAUUUUCUAGAAGAGAGCAGUGCGCAACCAGCUCUCCAGCUGAAUCGAGUCAACAAGGAUCAACAGCUGUUCAGUACGAUGAAGAAGUUGAAGAGUCAAGGUGUCUUUUCGUCGUCCCCUCUUGGUACCGAUUUUCUGCUGCAGCCAUGGAAAGGCUAUCGAAUUUGCAGAACAAAGUCCAAAUAAGCUUGUUACUUUCGGCGCCUGAAGAAAGGGCGGCAAAUGAGAAUGCUGCAGUUAUAUCAACAACUGCACCAGCAGGCAAAAGCAACUACUUAGCGGUGCAGCGGGAGUUGUCGGAACUGGUGAAAGUGCUUGGCAUUAGCUGCGUCGUCCUCGAUUCCCCCUCACAUGCUAUGACAGUGGAACAGCUGACAGCUGAGACAACAGAACAGGAUAUGGAAAAAGAUCCAGCUGGGGCUCUGGCCUACGCUGCCGCAGCACAAGCCAACAGUCCAUGGGUUCUACAUGUUCCAGUUACAAAGGCGCUUGGCUUUUAUGUAGUGUCGUACAUUCAGGCUGCUUGCCUGCUGUUAGGCGUUGAUCCUCUUACCCUCCAGCAGAGAACAUCAGAAGCUAUUAUGGACUGGAAAGACGAGUCGCAGAAGAGAAUUUCUCUCGAUGCAGCGAUUAUUGCAGCAAAGCGCCGAAUGCAGCGGCAUCUGAAGCCCCUAGCCACUGCUAGAGGUAGCUGCUGCUCUUAUGAGCCUGCAUCCAACGAAUUCCCGCGACGCACAGCAGAUAGUUCUAGCGGUAGCACGAUAUUUACCCCUAGGCCAGAUGGACUAGCGAAUAAUGCCAUUCCAGCUGCAUUGCCACAGGAAACGCUCCAUGUAGCCAGCGCCUUAUUUUGUAGUUACUGGGAUACUGCGUUCCCAACAUCGCCAGGACUUGCGGAAGCUACGGGCACUCCUGCUUGUCAGAGCUCUUUACUCAACUGGGCAUCAUUGCAGCUACAGCAACUGAGGACGCUUGUGUCAGGGACAAUCGUGUCCACCGUCCUGCUAGCAGGCGACCUAGUGAGCCUUAUUUGCGGACUUGCACUGAACGGCGACAUUGAAUUACGCCAGAGUCACCUAGAUUUAUUACACCAGAAAGGAGACGAGCCGCUUGGUCUAGAUGAGAAAGCUGAUGCAGCAGCUGCAGCUGCAGCAAAAGCAGCUGCUGCAGAUGCUGAGCAAGGCCUGCCUAGGGGAUGGCUGAGGCUAUGCCAGACAGCAGUAGCACACGCUCCUGAAUGUAACAUUAGCAGAGGCACCAGCAACAUUUUUAUGAUCCAUCCCUCUGUGCGCGGACUCUGGCCACUCCACGAUUUCUUGAGGAAGCAACUAGUAGCCCUCUUGGAAAUUGCGGAGGAAAGAAAAGUCUCAAUUCACUUGCCGAGUGAGGUGUUAUUUCAUCUCCAUUCACCACGCUCCAGUGCUGGUGUAGCACCUCUUUCCACUGAGAUGCCAACACGAGGGCGCAGAAGCAGUGAUGUCGGAACAGGAGCACACCGCAAUAUUAUGAAGAGGGCUCGAAGUGCGUCUAAACCAACAGCAUCUGAGGCUUGUUCUGUGGAAGAAACAAAAGAAGGAGUAGAAGCAUCUGCAGUUGAAGACAUCAAGGAAGCCCCUAUGUUUGUGGUGUGCCACCUACCCCCGUCACAACUCCUCUGGGACGUUCUCCGCAGCAGAUGCACUAAUUUAGGUGAAUCGUGUGAUGACGUGAGCUGCCAAGGAACAGCAGUGGGGCAUCAACUUGCGGAGCAGCCCGCAGACGCCGAAUCCAUUGGGACAUACGUGACACUGACACCGAACGCAAUCACAGCAGCAGCUACAUUAUUUAGAAGACCAAGCUUUUUUUUAUGGCUGGGUGCUGGCCUAAGCAGGCAGACGGAUGGGUUGGAAAGCCUAUUGGAUGCUGCACGGAUGCCUGACGCUACACUACUCAUGAUGCAAAGUCUUAGAGCCUCUGACGAGUACAUCCGGGGAACAGUGCCCUUUAAACAAGAUAGAUCCCCGGCAGCAUCCUUCCUCAGCAGUAGCGUAACCAACAGCAAUAGCAGAACCUGUACAGCAGAUCUCAGUGAAGUGCAGGCAAAGAUAUGGACACGCCACGUGCUCCUUUUCGGGUCCAUAGCAAAAAACAGAUGGCUUCUCACUGAAGGAAGGAAGGUGCGAGUGGAGACAUUUAUUGACGAAAGACCGUUGCUUCAUAUGUUGCAAGGAAGAAGACUACUGAACAUACUUCUGGCCGAUAAUGCUUUUAGUCUUCAGAGUCACGUGGGGCUACAAAAUUCCUUCGCAAUAGACAGCGCACUCAAAACUGUUACAGAGUUUUUUGAAAGGCUGUUCUUUGAUAAAGGAAACACUUUCUGGCCGCUCCAUUCCUAUACCGCUACAGAGAUAUAUCCAAGCCUAGCGAGCCUACGAGGCAACACAGCACAGGCAAUGAAAUCGAGGUACAGUGAUCUCACUUGUGUGUCGCACAUUGCUUGUGAAAAACAAGAGGCGAUACCUGUACCCCUAUCUGCAGGGACUUCAUUCAAUACGAUUGUGGCUCCAAUUGUACGUUGUGCGGAAAGUCGUACCCGUGUCACUUUUGCUGCUUUGUUCAGCAGAGCGCCACCUCCUGGGGUAUUGCGAGAGUGGGGUUUCAGCAUCAGCCUUAAUGACAGAAAAUAG
Molecule: messenger RNA, 4719 nt
Organism: Cyclospora cayetanensis
Lineage: Eukaryota; Apicomplexa; Conoidasida; Eucoccidiorida; Eimeriidae
Exons: 10
Coding region: 1-4719 (1572 amino acids)
Source: RefSeq, a predicted model, not a curated record